Molecule: messenger RNA, 5549 nt
Organism: Conger conger (European conger)
Lineage: Eukaryota; Metazoa; Chordata; Actinopteri; Anguilliformes; Congridae
Gene: ripor2
Product: RHO family interacting cell polarization regulator 2
Exons: 22
Coding region: 253-3225 (990 amino acids)
Source: RefSeq, a predicted model, not a curated record
UGUUAGACGCUGUAAGCGCGGAUACAUUUGGAACAAUCACGAAGCCCAAGAAUCGUGUUUUCCGCUCGCAUCAAAAGGUGCGCUCAGUCGAUGCCUUCUUUCAAUUAAUUGAUUGCUGUAACUUAAAAAAAAAAAUCGGCGCGCAAGAAGGGAAGUGCUUUUCACGUAUCGAUGGAAGGACGCAGGUAACCGGACUAUCGGAUUCAAUUGAAGUAGUUUCCAAGAGGAGUGUCCUCCCGCAUCCCAGAGAUCAUGGCGGCUGGCACGCACUCCCCCGGAGGGCCCAACGGAAUCAUCCGGAGCCAGUCCUUCGCCGGCUUCAGCACCCUGCAGGAGAGACGCUCGCGGUGUAACUCCUUCAUCGGAAACUCGGCGGUGCAGAAGAAGCCCCAGUCCAAGCCAAAGAAGACCCACGUGUCGGGACACAAGGCCGGCAGCGGUUCCUCCCGCGAGCCUCAGCCCAAGAGGGUGGAGGAGGUGCACAGCGCCCUGAAACGAGGCCUGGAUGAAUACCUGGAGGUGCACCAGGCAGAGCUGGACAAACUCACCUCUCUGAUGAAAGACAUGAAGAGGAACUCCAGACUGGGUGUACUGUAUGAUCUCGACAAGCAAAUCAAAACCAUCGAGAGGUACGUUCGACGGCUGGAAUUCCACAUCAGUAAGGUGGACGAGUUGUACGAAGCCUUCUGCAUCCAGAGACGCCUGCGUGAUGGGGCCUGUAAGAUGAAGCAGGCCUUCUCCGCCUCGCCCUCCACGAAAGGCACCAGGGAGAGCUUGGCCGAGGUCAACCGCCGCUGCCGAGAGUACAGCGAGAAUAUGUGCACGUUCGAAGGCGAGCUGGAAAACCUGCUGGGGGAGUUCCACAUUAAGAUGAAAGGUCUGGCAGGAUUUGCACGUCUCUGUCCAGGAGAUCAGUAUGAAAUAUUCAUGCGCUAUGGCCGCCAGCGCUGGAAGCUGAAGGGGAAGAUUGAGGUGAACUCCCGGCAGAGCUGGGAUGGAGAGGAGAUGGUGUUCAUGCCGCUCAUAACAGACCUCAUCACCAUCAAGGUAACAGAGCUCAAAGGCCUGGCUACCCACAUACUGGUGGGCAGCGUCAUCUGCGAGACCAAGGACCUGUUCACCGCCAUGCCACAGGUGGUCGCCGUCGAUGUCAACGACCUCGGCACCAUCAAGCUCAACCUGGAGGUCACGUGGUUUCCGUUCGAUGUGGAGGACCUGACCCUCUCCUCCGGGAACCUGAGCAAAGCCACGGCCCUGCAGAGACGGGUGUCGGUGUACAGCCAGGGCACGCCCGAGACGCCCACCUUCCAGGACACCUCCUUUUUCUCGGUCCUCCCCGACGAAGUCUUCGAGAAUGGCGUCAGCGGUGCCCCCGAGUGCAAGCGUCUCUCCUUCAGCUCCAGCGACACUCCCCGGUCCAGCCCCGCCCCGUCCAACCCCGAGAUCACGGUCACGCCUCCGGAGAGCGACCGGCACCCUCGCCUGGCGCCGGGGGCCGGGGGGGAUGGGCGGCGGUCCGGGGAGGAGCAGGACCGGGAGCCGGACCGAGAGGCGGCGGACACGGCCAGCGAGGCGGAAUCGGAGUGGGAGCGCAACGGCUCGCCCUCUCUGUGCUCCGAGCAGCUUUCGGCGGUGGCCCCCGAGGACGUGUUCCUGGACCACGGGGGGCCCGACGAGGCCUCGGAGGAGCUGAAACCCGUGGAGCUGGACACGGACGAGGGCUGCCUCACCAAGCAGCUGGUGAAGAGGCUGACGUCGGCCGACAUGCUGCCCGAGGCGCCCCUCAGCUGGGGGGGCCCCGAGGUGGGCCGGGGGUCCCCUCUGGAGCCCGGCCUGGAGGAGGCCGUGCAGGGCCUGCUUCUUCGGCUGGAGAGCCUGGGGGAGGUGUGCCGCGAGUUGCAGGAGCUGGAGCAGGAAGUGAUGCGCUUGGAGGACCUGCUGAAGUGUCGGGCGCCCACCCACCGGAGCAGGUCGUCCAGUCUCAGUCUGACGGUUGAGAGCGCUUUAGAGAGCUUCGACUUCCUCAACACCUCGGACUUUGACGACGAUGACACGGGCGAGGACGCCCUUCCGCGCCCCGUGUUCUUUGACAUGGAGGCGGAGCGGAUUGGGCCGGGGCAGCACCCUGAGGCCAGGGGCCACCUGAGUGAAGCCCUGACAGAGGACACCGGAGUGGGGAACAGCGUGGCCGGCAGCCCCCUGCCCCUCACCACCGGCAACGAGAGCCUGGACACUGCCAUCAUCAUUCACCUGCAGUACUGCAGCCAUCUCCUCCAGCUCCUGUCCACCGGGGGAAGCCCUUCGCAACGCAAAGCCUGGCUGCACAAGAUCUCCACUCAGACUCAGCUGCUGGAGGAGCUGGGAGAGAUCAGCACAGAGCGCCUGGGAAGUGUAGUCUCGGCUGCUGAUGUGGUCUCGGGCCUGGCGGAGAAGCCAGCGCUGCUGUCCCUGUGGUCGACCUGCAGUGGCUCCGGGAGCCUGUUCCACACCACGGCAGAGAGGGUGGUCAAGCACAUGGACCGCAGCUUCAGCGCCGCCCUGCAGGCCAGCCGCACACACACCGCCGACUCAAUAAUCCGCCGGUUGGUGAGCGAGAUGAUGGACAGGACCGAGCUGGGCUCCUCCCCCUGCGGCUCGCCCUCCGCUCUGUCCCAGGAGGUCCUGACGGUGUUCCAGUUCCACGGCUACGCCUCCGCACACGGCGUGACGGACAUGUCAGGGCACCUCCUGCAGGAGGCGCGGGAAGCUGUAUUCGUGGAGAGCCUAUGUUCCGAUGACCAGGAUUGGGCCCUCAGGGAGCUGGCGGAGGUGACGGUGUCCAGUCUAAAGCCCCACCCGGAGGCACUGAGAGCUCUGGCCGCGCUCCUGACCGCCAACGCGCCUCAGCUCAGCAAGGCUGCGGCCUCCUUCCUCACCUCCGCCUCCACCCACCCCCCGUUCAGGUCGAAGGCGGUGGAGUGCUACACUCAGGCCCUGUCGGAGGCAGGAGUGGAGGCCCAGAGGGGUGCCUGUGCCGCUCUCAGCUGCUUGCAGGCCUACGAAAGCAUCGAGGCGGUGGUGUCACUGUGCGACUCGGCUGAUGAGGAGCUCCGCCACGUCGCCAUAGAAACCCUCCUCACCCUCGGCGAGGAGGGGCGGCUGGCGUACGAGCAGCUGGACACGGUCCCCAGGGAGAUGGUGCGAUUGGGCACGCGCCGAGGGAACGCCGUCACCACUGCCUUUUGAGAAGGCCUGAUCCAGGACCGCAUGGACCCUCCUCCCCUCCCCCCCGCUAUCCUGAGCCCUGAGCCCUGAACCCGGAGUCCUUGCGGAGGAUAAGGCUGGAUUGGCCCUGGGGGUCCCAGCAGGGGGUACUAGGACACACUCAAGGCUCCUUUCAUUCAGACUGGGUGUUCAUUCUGACCACUAUUAAGCCAUUUCUGUCUGCACAAAGCAUUUUAUUAUUAAUUAUUACUAUUAUUAUGGUUGUCCUAAUUGUUGUUAUUAUUACUACAUUUAUCAUAUUGAGUAUUAAUAAUUUGUUUCAUUGGCUCAUAUUCUUGUAUGUUAUUUUUUUUUUUUUGGUGCUUUGAAAAUUGCACUUCUGUCAUCAGAGGCCUGUAAAUACAGCACAUUAUACAGUGGUUUGUAUGAUGUGGGAAAUUGUACUUGACUUUGUUCUGUUUUCUCUGGUACGUAACGUUCAGUUUCAGGGAUUUUUGCAAACUCUUUUUAUUCGCUUUUGUCAACAUGUAUUGUGAGUUUUCAUGGCCUCUGCUUGUGGAUACUCUGAGACUCAUUGGUGGACUGGUGGACGUGUGGUUCAGGACAUGCUGUGGUGUAGCUUUCUUGCUCUCCCAGAAGGCCGUGUGUGCUCGCCUGCUUUAAGACCGUAGUGAAUACAGACCCUGGCCUUUUCCCAAACGGGUCCGUCACCUCCCUCCGCUCAUGAGCACGGCUGGCACCCAGUGUGGCCCCAGCCGUCUGAUCUGGGGUCAGCACGCUGUUAGAGAGGUCAGAGUAGACAGGGAAGUGGUUUGACAUGCUGCCAGUUAUUUACAGCUGCUCUUACCUGUUGCAUGAAGGCUACCUAACAGUCUAUCGCUGAAGGACUGACCUGGAGCCUGUCUGGAACCAGGGGCUUUUAGCACAGGGGUGGGAAAGAGACACGGGAGUCUGAAGUCAAAAGCUGUGUGAUUAAUUCAGCUAGUGUGCCUACUGUAACAGUACUGCUGAGAUGUUUACCGUGACAAGUUUCUUUACUGUCAUUUUUUUAUGCUCAAGUAUUUCGAUACUUUAACCCUUUUUACAAAAAAAAAAGGAAAGAAAAAAACGCUUUGCGGUACACAUGAAAUUUGAGCUGCAUACAAGCUUCGUAUUUAUAUUAAUGUCACAUUGUUUUCCAUAAUUAUACAGUUUAUUAUCAGGAACAAAAUGACUGCAGUAGUUCUGCAUUGAUUUUGUCUGUAUGCUUUAGACCAUGUCAUUUGUGUGAAAUUGUGUUUAAUCUUUCAUCCCAAAAUGAGACUUCAGAAAACUUAAUACAUUUAAGGACUUGACCAGCACCUUAUUUAUAAAUUAACUCUAUUGUUAUGGGACUACAACAUGCUGGUUUGUAGAUUUUUUUUUUUUCUUGAAUAGAUUGGUACAUUUCCAUAGUUACGUUUGUUUUCAUGAAUUACUUUACCCAAUAUUUGUGGAUAUAUUUCUGUCAACUACAUAGGCAAAAGACCAAAGGGUGUCAUCAUGAAAUCUCUAGGGCAGAUCCUGAAAUGUAAUUAAAUGAAAUAUGAAUGAAUUGAUUCAACUGUAACAAAGUUGGUAACAUUGUUGAAAAGGAAAAUGAGAUGAAACUACAAUUUAGACAUCAAUAUAACUUAAGACAAAAAGCCAUAGUAUUACCAGGAAAAAUAUAAUUUAAAGCAGUAUUUAUGUUGUAACAAAACCAUGUAGUUUUAUAUAAACCUCGAAUAGAAAUGUGUACAGUGUGUAUGAGAUGAAAGCUAACUUUAGGAAUUUGUAUGGCUUUUCAUUGUGCGGCGAAGUUGAACAGAUCUCUUGCUCUCAUUAACAGUCGCACCUUUUUUCCUCUUUGUACUGUGAAUUAUAUUUAAUAUGGAAAUAUUUUGGUUACUAUUCUGUUUUCCUGUUGCUUCUUCUGAAGGUAACACUGUCUUUCUCAGAGAUAUCAAGAGGCCUGUUACAGAUUUUAUACCAUAUUUAUUCCUAAGUCACACAAAGCAUGAACCUAAAUUCUUCUUAAAUACAAAAUUUCAUUAAGUUUAUUGACCCUUUAAACAUCUCCAAUAUCAACAUUUUUGCAACAACUGCAUGAAGCAUUAAUGCUUUCCUGGCAUUAAUACAUAUAAAUUGAAAUCCAAGUCCCUAGGUACAAUCUUGACUUUUUAAGUCCAUCAGACUUGUGACAUGGAGUAAAUUUGGUAAUUUAUUAUUGAAGUAAAGCUGAUUUUUGCCGCACUGAUUACGCGAUAGUCUUUUUCUCCCUUGGGUUCAUUAUUCAGUAUUCAUUCAGUUCAUUAAAAGUGGCAAUAAAGUUUAUUUUUUCAUAA